GUCAGUCGAAAGAGCCAAGCAAGAGUGAAAAGCGCACAGAGCCGAAGACCCAAUGGGUCAAUCUCAGCGACUUUACGCACUGACUGGACUCUGUCUGAUGCUAAAACUUCUUUUCCUCGUGGACUGAAUUUUAUUGACACACUUUCAGAAAAGACAAGUUUUUUGGAGAGUUACCUUUUUUCCCUGAAAUAACUCGUGAGGACGCAGCGAUGACAGCUGAGUUUAUUUGGCUGGUUCGAAGUUGCUAAGACCCGCAUCCUACUACAUCCAAUCUGAUUUCAGCUUUUGGAAAGAUUUGGAAAGACACAGGAUGAAUUCUGCUUUCAUAGCUGUUUUACUCGGAGUGGUGAGUAUCCUCUUACAUAAUCAAAGUGUGCGUUGAAUGUUUGCCCUAUAGUUAACUGGAAUAAACCCUGGCAGGAGCACCUGCGUUAUUACGCACCCAAAUGGCCAAAUAAGACAGAUAGAAAUUCAAACCUAAGCGUUUCUGAGAAACUUCUUUUUAUCUCCCCCUUUAAGUUUGGAAAUGUUUUUUUUUUUACUGGAUUUUUGCAGAAGUGUUAUAGGUUACACGCUCUCUCCUGCAUCCUGAAAUCAUAAACUUACCUAAAAACAGCUUUUAGUAUCACGAGUUUGAUCUCUUUUAUGUGCUUCUUGUUAAAUCUGAUCCAUAGGUCUAGAAAGUAAGAGUCUGUCCUUGCACCUGUCCUUAGUGUAUGCAUGCAGCCAUUCAGGUCGACACUUUAUAGCUCCAGUUGCUGGAUGGAGUUCCACCCUUCUCAGUUACAUGACAAUAACAAUGUGGCUGCGGUCUCCGAAGAGCUUACCGACUAAUAGAUCAGGAUGAUUUUACUCAUUUUUUUCCCUCCUUAACCAGAAAAUUGACGAAAAUACAAGAGAACUCUGAUUUCCUUGAGCCUGUGCAGAUUGCAGGAAGGAAGUUAAUUUUGUUUUAUCUGUCAGGAUAUGACAGUCAGUCACUGUGCGCCAAGGUCCUGGUUUAGGAACAGGCUGCAUCAUUGAUAUCUGACAGCUGCUCCCACUGAUGGCUAUGCAUCCUCUGCUGGCUCAGCGCAUGCAAUAUUGAUACUGCCUGAACCCCCCCACCCCCCCACCCCCAACACUCACACACACACACACACACACACACACACACACACACACACACACACACACACACACACACACACACACACACACACACACACUGUACCCCUCCUCCUUCCACCUCAUGCUCACAUCACCCUCUCCUACUCUGUCUCCCUCCUUCGUACGAGAUGAUGAUGAUUCAGCUUUGUUUGAAAAGACAUUAGUUGUAAUAUCUUUGUCAUUGUGGUUCCAAAGAUCCAGUGCUUGAUUUAAAUGAGAAGCAGCUUUAUUGUGAAGCUGCUGAUGUGAGACUCUAAUGGCCCUACAAGCACUGACAGCUGAGGCACAGGGGUUAAGUGCCUCUGACUGAAAAUUGACUGCAGCAUUAGCAAGAUUGGUUGUGCUCUUCAGUUAUUCAUCCAGAUGCUUCUCGCACUUGCAUUUGUGUUCGUGUAUGUUGGUCGCUACAGAGUGCAUAAUCAGUUUGCUGUAGCUUCAGGGAGAUCAUCUGAUAAAAGUUGAAGAGUGCAAACUCUCAUUUACAAAACAACAACAGGAGAAAGUCGAGCCACAACUUGCAAAGUGCUGCACAUCAUUUCUCUUAUUACACUAAUCACAUUGUAGAUUAGUUUAGCCGUAAAUGCUCAAUUUUGGAGUCAUUAGUGAUGGAGAUCAGUUUUCAGAGUCUGGUGUUUUUUGUUGUUGCACCUUCACCUCAAACUGGAAGAGAGUCAGAGGAAACAAACAAAACCACAAAGUCUUUCACUGGGACGCUUGGAGUGUUUUCAGAAGUGUCAUUCAAACAUUUCAAAGCAGGUUUGUUCACAUGCGAGGUGAAUGCGUGUCAGUGUACAAGGGGGCAGAGCAGGGUAAGAUAGAGAGAGGAGGUGAGCGUGUGUGGUGACAGAUCUGCUUCAGAUAAAUGCUUGUUGGUGGUAAGGUGUGUGUGUGAAGUAGAGUGAAGAUAGUAAAACUUUUACUAUAGUGACACAUUUUUGAUGACAGUUUUACAAGAAUCACAUGUUGAUACAUGCAGAGAAAAACUGCAUUAGGGGAUUUCUGACUUUAAACCUGGUUUAAAACAGACUAGAAUUAACACUGGUGUCUCGCCAUAACCUGCACGAGCAAAAAAAACCACCAGCAAGAAGCUGGAAACCUUUAAUAUUGCAAACUUUUUUUUAAGUCUGCUGUUAGGGAGCUGGAGUCAGACCAGACAAUUAACUGCACACAAGAAACUCCCGUUUUUACAAUUUCAAAAGCAAAUUUGAGCAAUUAGUGGUACAUGUAAUUGUUCAAAGAAAGAAAGAAAGUGGGAUGAGAUUUCUUGUCAGGACAAAUUACAUGUAAAGCAAAGAGAUACGAGGUGUUUCUUAUUCCAAACAGAAAGUUCCUCGCAAGGUUUUUAAAUCAAAACUCCUGAUUUUGUCAUGUUUUUGUUACAUCUGUGGUUUAAGAUAUGAAAUGAGGUUUGUUUCACCAUCAUGCAAGAGUAAGAGAAUUGUCCUCAUUAGCAGAAAGAUUGAAGUAAAAGCCUCUUAAAAAGGUGAGGAGUAGGGAGUACAUAUUUCUCUUUCAUAAUGUCGAGUAAAAGUAAAAUCAUUCUCUAAAAGUAAAGUUUUAAAUCACCUUUGUUUAGCAAAAGCCUUCCACCUGUCAAAACAGCUAACUUUAAAUUGUUUUCAUAUGCUAAAUGAAAAAUUAUAAGUCAAAUAUUUCACCUCAGUUUCAACAAAACAUUCUAAAACAUACACAACAUGGAUAACUGAAUACCAGAGACUUUAAGGUGAAUGGGCCGUGACACUAUUGAGGGCAGGAAGGAGGCGUGUUAUGUGUUUGUGUGUAUGUGCACGAACACACACACACACACACACACACACACACACACACACACACACACAUUACCUGCCAGCUGACUCAGAGGUGCCUGAGGGGAUGCUUGAUGUUUUUUAGCACUCUGCGCUCUUGUCAGCAGCAUUCCACACACACCUGAACCCUGACGAUUUAUGUCGAACAUACCUCGAAACACACAUCUACACACGUCUACCUUUGGACAAGUGUUUGGUUCAAUAUUUUAGGCCAAAUUUACUCAGUCAACCAAAUGACAGUGUUUAAGUCCAGAGUGAGUCAAGAUUUUUUUGCUCUCUUAGCUCCAAUUUUUUCUGCCAAGAGAGGAGAAAUUCACUCCUGCUAAAAGAAUCAGUCCUCUUGUGGCUGCAGAGGACAAAACACAGACUGCCCCCCACGGCUCAGGGUCAAAGGUCAAUGGCUGCCUUUUAUUCAGGUUUGCUCUGGGGAUCAGUGUAUACACAUGAUGAAAAGGACCCGCUGUGUGAAAGGAAGAUUUAGUAUGAUUUAAUGUAAAAGGCCACACAAAGACAGAGGUGGCCCAUAAACAGACACUCAGAGACACAUCCAGGCUCACACGUUGACACUAGCGUAGGUGGAGGCAUGCACAAACAUCUUCACCUGUCAACAGCUGAGAUAAAACACUCAGCAGGUUACUGUUUGAAGAAUUCGGAGGAUACAUAAUCCAGCUUGACCUGCUGUAAGAUUUGUGUACUUUUGUGACUGUAGCGGCGAUCUGAGACAUGUCUGUUUUUGUCAGAAUGCUUAUAUUUGUCCUAUUUAGUCUUAUGUACAUAAUACAGCUGUGUGCAUGCAAAAUGUGGUGGACAAGAGAAGAGGUUCUCAAAAUCUCUGCCAUCUUUACAUUAUGGGUUCCUCAGCAUGUAUGUGUUGUUUAAGCUCACAAAAGAAUGUGAUCAAAAGCAUUUAAAACUCUGAAAGGACCUGGGAAAAUGUUGUAUUUUUGUAGUUAGACUCUUCAUCUUGUAUUGUUUAAACUCCUGUAUCAGUCCCACAAAUAUUUGGAUUUAUCUUGCAGCUUGUUUCAGAACCUUGACCCCAGGACAGGAAACAAUGAGUCAGCAGAUUCAAAGUGAAUCAACAGCUGUGCAAGACAUUUAAACAAACCAGAUAUUAAAAAAUCCUCAGAUUUGCAGGGUUUGUUUACUCUAAUUUGGCCUUUUUGCAAGAUUCUGGAUAAAGAUAAUAUCUGUCAGGGCUGUGGAGAUAAGCAAUGAAGGAACCAUCAAGUGCACAAUGAUGUAUAUGGCAAUUAAAAAUAAGCAAAUUAAAUUCUUUGUCAACACAAUAAACAGAGCCGUUUUCAUGUGGUCAUGAUGUGUUAUUUAUGCUCUUUACACUGUGUAACUUUAAACCUGCAAGUCUGACUCUGAACGAUCUCUGUGUUGAUUGACAGGUCGGGGUUCUGGCCAAUAAGGAGGAGUGUUAUUCAGGACAGUACACGACCAGUGGAGAGUGCUGCCUGCAGUGCCAGCCGGGCGAGGGAAUGGUCAAACCAUGUGGGGCCACUCAGACCGUCUGCGCCCCCUGCCUGGACAGUGAGUAACAACAAAAACAGAUGUGUGAAUAAACAUGUACUAAUCAGCACGAGUGUGUACUCUAAGAACUGCUACAUUGCCUGAACUGUAAUGAAAUCGGAUCGUGAUUUAGAGAACAACUGACAAAAUAAAGUCAUACUCCUAAAACUGCUGAGAGGAACUUGUUUAAGUAGCAUACACAAACAAAACAGAAAUAGUACAACAAAAAAUCUUUUUGACUGUCAGUGGUGGUGUUGAGUGUUGAAUGUUGUGCAAGCUUAUGUCUUGUUCUUAAAUUAGAGCUUGAUGAAUGAUCUGUUUCCUAUCGAGUAAAAAAAAAUCUGGAAGGGAAGCAGCAUAAUGUGCAUCAAACUCUAUCAAUGUCUUCAUACAUCAGCCUCACAUUAUUGAUCGUGCCAAAUGUAGGAGUGAAAAGAAGAUCUGAGGACAAAGGGUGCUGAUACUGUUACAAUCUGGUGUUAAACAAAAUGCGAAAGGAACCAAAUUCAGAACAAAAAAAGGAUUUACUUAAAAGGAACUAAAAGAAAAGCAACAAAAACUUGCUUUAAAUGUCCAACGGAAAAAUUCCUAAGUGCAAAAAAACACAAGAAGCAAAAUCCAAAGAAACAAAAAUCACAAGGGGCAAAACCACAGGGAGCAACAGGGGACACAAAAAAUACACAUUGACAUAUAUUCACACAAUGAACCAACAAAGAAACAGGGGAAGACAAGGACUAUAUAUACACACAGGGAAACGAGCAACGAGAGGCAGGUGAUUACUAAUUUGACCACAUUAUUGUUGAAAUAAUGAAAAAGUGUAACAGGCACCUGAUAAUAAUGCCUUGAAAACAAACAAUAAGCUCAUUUUAGUUUGUUAAAGCUAAGAGUGAGAAAAGUAAGCAAGUAAGCAAGUAAACAAGAUGCCAAAUGUAACUGUGCGCCAGUAGAACUGCUCUCCUUGUGGCCCUUACCAUGUAGGGGAAGGAGCUCUGUUCAGCUGUGAGACUUUAUGUGGACAGCGAUGUUAAGAGGAUAUAUAAGUGGGAGCUCUUCCAAGGUUUGUUGCAAGAAAAAUGCAGUGGAAGAUUUUCAGGAUGGUCAAAAAAGAUUAUUUGGUACAUUUAAAACAGGCGGUAUGAAAUUAACAGAGUGAACAAAGCUGCUAUCAGAGGAGCUUGAAAAGGAUAUUGAAGGUUUUCUCAGGAGGUGUAUUUGUGUUUAGGUCUGGCAGAAAUAAAGGAAGAUUUAAGGGUUUUCAUAACUCUAUCAAGUGAGGUCAAAGGUCAGCUCAAGUCUGCAGAGGCUAGAGUUGGUCCAUAUCCAGUUGCUGAGUUGUUCCCAGAGUUCCCCCCUCACGCAAAUUCCCUGACUAUUCAGGGUCCAGGCAAGGAAGUGGCUGUAAACCUUCUUUUGGGUCAGUGAAAGAUGGAAAACCAUUAGCCAAGGACCCCCCCAGUUAGGAGAAGAUUCAGACUUCAGGUCAUGAGAGAAGUCACAGAGACUGUGAGUGUGUAAAAGGGAUUUAUUUGAAUUUUUGUGGCUUUCUUCAGGAUGAUGUAUGUUUUUAUAAGUGUUUCUCAGAACAAGAGUUACAUUUUGAAAAUAAACUGCGCCUCUACACAAGCCCUCUCUUGCUUAUCAUGAAUUAUCUAUUGGAUUAUUUGAAUAAAACUCCUGAUUUUUUGCUCAAAUUAUCUGAUUUAUUGAUAUGAACUGUGUCUGUGAGGUUGUUUCUUUCUCUUGCACAAUAUGUGGGUUUUCUGAGAGAUAAAUUUCAGUCUUAAGUGCUUGUUCUGUUAAGACAUGAACAAACACAGACAUAGGCAGGAUCUCAAAGCUUUCAUGAGGCCAGACAUGUUUUGCACUAGCUCAUGGAAAAACAGAAAUGCAAAGCAGAGAGCUCUCUAUCAGAUAACAUCAUGGUGAUAUUUUAAAAGCACAUCAAACAUAUUGAUUAUAUCGCUAAUGCAGCCUGAUGGAGCUGGCAGUGCAUGUGCAGGACAGUUUUACAACAACAAGUCUUGACCAUUCGUAAAUAUACAGCCUUUACCUGUGAAGGUAGGUGGCUAAUGCGUACUUAAGCUGUUGCUACUUAUGCUAUACAUCUGUCAAGAAAGCUAGAUUUGGGGAAUAGAAGCAGACUUAAAAUGUAUAUAAUAAUAUAAUAGGUCAGAUCUUUUUGACACUGUCCCUUACAACAAGAUGUCAUGUAAAAGGCCCUCAUAUUUGUUGGUUUCUACUUUUAAUACAACUUAUAUUAAAAUAUUCAGAGUCUCUGAAGCACCUUUUUCUAAUUACAACAGAACCCAUUUUCUUGAAAUGAAGAGCCUGCUUUUUGAAAUCAUCUGAUUGAGAUUGCAGAUUGCAGAUCUGUUGUUUUAAGAGUACAAACUGAUGUUUUAUUGGCAAACAUGGUGACCAAAUGUUGUAAAUAUGCCACAUUAUCAUUUGGGCUUUGUUUCAGAAGCAGCAGAAGAUCAGGCCUCAAUGAACAGCCCUUAAGUGCUAAGGCUUCAUUAUUUCAUGAAUUAAAAAUAUUAAAAUGCUUUUUGGGCUACCUAAUAGGAUUUUUGAGUCCAAGCUUAGUGGUUAUCAAAACACAGAAGAGAUAAGUAACUCAGAUCACAUCUCAAACAAUUUUUCUUGCCAAAUUUCUCUCAACAACAACACUCAACCACCAGUUUUCCUUGCAGGUGUUGUUUUAGGCAAAGCGCCCACCGUUGUUUCUGUCCAUGUGCACAAAUAUUCAUUAAAAGAGGUGGGCUGGGGUUUCCAACCAGCUUUCAGGCUUCAUUUAGUGAGGACCAGGGCCUUGGACUGAUACGCUAAAGUGGACAGUUAGCUUGCACACACAGGGGUGAGUUUGGAUGAAUGAACAGAUAAGUGGAGAUGAAACAGAGCAUGUACAGCUGUACUGCUGGCACUGAGACAAGGACAACUUCUCGGCCAGCACACACUCACUCACACAGGCACAUAGAAGCAAAAAAGAAAAAAAACUCCUACACAUGCACUAAACACACACACACACACACACACACACACACACACACACACACACAUCUCAUGCAGUCUGGAUAGAGUCCUUUUAAGGGCGCUGAACAGAGAGCAAAAGGUUGUCAGAGCAGGAGCAAACCUACUGUUAUGAUAUGAUAUGCUGAGCCUGGAAAAGGCCGCCUGUGAAUAACCCCCCCCAUUCUCCACCACAGCUCCCAUCAACCCCCCCCCCACAGACACACACACACACACUCCUCCCACAAGCUGCAGCCUCGCGUUAUUAAUGUAUUGACUUGCAUUAUUGAUGCAUGGCAUUAUGAUAAUGGCUCUGAGAGCACACAUAGGGAGGGAGGUUGAGGGUAGCCUGAGUGUGUGUAUCUGUUGGAGAGAGGGAGAUAAUGGGGUGGGGGGUCUGGAGGGUGGGGGUGACACUGUAUGACUAGACACCACUAGGGAUUGAGGGGAUUCUGGUUUGUCCACUUCCUAUAAGGGCAUAAUUAAACAAAAAUGUGAAGGAGGGAAAUCUGACACCACCGAUUGAGGAGGGAAUCACACAAAUGGAUUCAUCUCAAAUGACACAGUGUCUGCUUUCUUCUCAUCUCUCCGUCUCAGCGUCUAUCUCUCCUCAUCUCUGCUACAAUCUCUGCAUCAUCGGAGCGUUUGUCUUGGUUGGUGGGCCAGUGGCACAGACCGAAAACUUGAUAUGCUAUCAGAUACUGAGCUGCUGAGAGUCCUCACCCAUGCUGUCUGCUACCACACACAGUUCAGGUUUUGAGCCAAAUUUCCCUAAAUGAUCUCUGGAGGCUGCUUUGGGAACAUUCAGUUAGCCAUUUUUUAUUCGUCUAAUGAGUGUUUUUAUCUCACAUUUAGAUUUUUAAGUAUUUUUUAUGCUGUUUCAGCUUUUAUAAUAGUAUCUCUUCUCAGUUUUCCAUUAAAGGUUAUUACUUUUUAGUUGCAAAAUAGUCAAGAAAAUAAUCAGAAAUUAUUGAAUAUAAUAAACACAACAGUUGUAUCUCUAGUUUAGGGUUAGCUGACUGUAAAAAGUGAUUGGGGUGAAAUCAACUGUAUAAAUGAGACUUCAUAAUUGUGUUUUCUGUUUUUCUCCCUGCCCAUCUCUCUAACUUUCUCUCUCUCUCUCUCUCUCUCUCUCUCUCUCUCUCUCUCUCUCUCUCUCUCUCUCACACACACACACACACACACACACACACACACACACACACAUACACACACACACACACACACUUUCGCAGAAGCUGCUCUUACAAAUAGGUCUGUUGCAUUAUUUAGUGUGUUUCCCAGUUCUCUAUCCAGCCGAAAUACAAUUCCAUAAAACAUGCAAUAUUGAUUGUGUCCUCUGUAGACCCACACUAUCAGUCCGAGGAAAUCUUUCAGAUAUCCCAACCAUUAAUAUGUUUUUAGAGUCCUUUCUUUCAUACUCAUGGCAGAAAACCCUCAAACUGAAGAGUGACUUUAGUGAGCUAAUUUCACAUUUGUUGAAAAAAGCCUUUUGACAGAAAACACGAUACACAAUUUGAGACCAAAACACAGAUUUUCACCCUAGUAUCAAAACGAACCUGGUGGACCAUCACGCCCGUAAUUACCGGGGCUAACUCAAACUAUCAUUUGGGUGACACAGACUUUUCAGCUUUUCCAUAAUAGAUGCAAUGAGACUCAUACAAGAAAUUAUCUGAAAGAAGACAGCCAUUUUUAUUACAUUUCAUUCUGACCCCUGAGGUUAAGUCAAGAAUGCAUAGAUAAUUUCUUGCUUUGCCGUUUUGUUACAAGAUGAUCUGCAACAUCUGGAAAGUAAAACACAUGAGGAAGGAAGAAAAACUGCAUUUCUUCAGGUGUCCACUUGAAGCUGGUUCUAAAACCUGAGGAAACCACGAAUGAAAGUGAAAACAUCGGAAUUAAAUAUGCCGAUAGCCUUGUAACUCAAACAGAUUUGGUUUCAAUACAUUUUGCCUUUGUUUGUUUAAACUGUAUUGGGAUUGUGUAAUUGGAUAAAGCAACAUUUUACAUCAGCUUUGUUUUGGCUUCCUUAUGCGUUUUAAGACAUCAAAAGGUGAAGUUGCAUGUCAGCAACCCGACAGAUCAAGAUUAUUAUGAUUUUUUUCUUUCCUCUGCUUUCAGGUGAGACCUUCUCAGAAAACUUCAGUCACACAGAGAAAUGUCAGCCCUGCACAGCAUGCACAGGUCUGCUCCGCAUGAAGGCGCCCUGCACAGACUCAAACGACGCCACCUGCGUGUGUAACUAUGGCUACUAUCUAAAUGAACUCUCACAGCGUUGUGAACCCUGCACCAAGUGCCCUGAAGGCCAGGGCAUGCUGUUUAGCUGUGACUACGACCACGACACGGUAUGUGAGGAGUGCAACGGGGACACGUACUCGGACCAGGAGAGUUCUCGGGAGCCCUGCAUCCCGUGCGCCACCUGUGAUGAAGGAGAGAUGUUACAGCCCUGCUCCUCUAUUAGUGACACAGUCUGUCAAGGUAAGACUACUUACUCACACACAGAUGAUGGUGGCGGUGCACUCACAUCACUUCAGAGAACAUAAUGUGCCAACCAGAUUAAUAACCUGUCACACCCCAAAAUGGCCUUCAUUGUUCUGCUAUACUCAACAGGUUGUGUGCUGUAUCUGUGUACUCAAAAGUGUCACAUGACUCUUUGUGAACAGGAUAUUAAGUCCCAAAUGUUUAACCCUUUAAGCACUGAAGCCAUACGGGCUGAUUUAUAAGAUAUUCAUAAGGCUGAGGGGAAAAAAUGAAAUACCCUGCAUUCUGAUUUACUCUUGAGACUGAACAAUGAAUCUACUUGUUCAGAGAUUUAUUUUUCAGCUGUUUAGCAAAUGGCUUUGGGUUGACCCUAUCCAAACACUGGCUAAAUUUAUUAUGAACCUCUAUGCAGAGCAAGCACAGUUGAAUGAUGGGGUGCACCGACCAAGGUCACGCUGGCCUGAAUAGAAUCUAAGUGUGCACAUGUUCGCACUGCACGGACAGUAUGAUGAGCCUGUCGUUCAUACUGUCAGCCACAUAAUUGGAUCAUCUCAGCGCCACAUUGUAGGAAUUGUUGGCCCGUCGACCUAAAUGCCACACCGAGCCUUGUCGCAUUGUCCUCAAGACUCAUCUCAUUCACAAAUACAAAGAGCACACUCUGUCCAUGACGAGGGUUUAGGAGAAGGUCAUAUCUCUGAACGGGUCUCUGAAUUUCUUUUAUAUCAUGGCACCCUGUGGGUAUCACUCUUGAAAUCAGGAAUUCCUCAUGCCUGCAGUCACUGCUCAUUCUAAUGACCCGAUGCCUCACAGAUUAAAUCAACGCUUUUGUGAAAUGACAAUAAAAGGACUCUGUUGAUGAGCCAUGCAGUCCACUGGGGCAGCGGUUUGAAGGAUGUUGUUAUCACAGUGUUGAGUACAGAGCAAGUCCCAGGGUGAAGGAAGUCUUUUGUGCCGCUCCCGUGAUGCAGCUUGGCCUGUAGGGGCUCUUAGUUCAGCCCAUGAGGCUACUUGAAGAGCCAGUAAUGAAUGAAACAGACAGUGAAAGUCAUGUUCUUUGUGACUGUUUCCUGUGUUCUGUCCUAUUUUUGGUUUUUCAUUUUUCUCAUUCAUCUUGACUUUUAAAGUUAGGAUACACUGAAGGGCUUAUGAUUGUGAUCUUGCAUGUGACAGAAGGUCUGUUCGACCUUGAGGAGGAUCCUGACAGAAAUUUAGCUCCUUAUGCCACUAAAGUAAAAAAAAAAAAUUUCUGUCAGGGAAUACAACCUAUUUCUGCUCUUCCACAGGGGGGCGCCAAAAUCAAUGUAAACUAAAAGUUCCUCACAGGAGCUUUAGAUGACCAAAAGUCAGCACUUGGUCCAGGCCAAAAAUCUCUGCAACAUUGUCACACUGGUUGUCAGAUAAUUUCCCAGCCCCAGCAUGAUUAAAUAUGAUAUCUUUCUCCUCUCUCUCCUUGCAUUUCUUGUUGCUCUCAAGCCAUUCUACAAAAUAAAGGCAAAAAAAUUAAGAAUAACUUCAAAAGGAGUAUAAACACAAUUGUAGUUGCUUACUAAACUAUCCCUAAAAACAAAACAAUAUAUUUGCACUAAAUAAAAAGGAGCAAAUGACGAACAGCAAUCCAUCUAUACAGGUUUGCUUGAAACACGGGGUCCACUCACUACAUUGGUUGGUCAUCAAUGAAUCAUUCAUGCUGUUUUUGAGAUGAGGGUAAUGACUAAUGUUGUCACAAAUGACUAGAAACACAGGGAAUAAACUACUACAAAAUAAAACAGGAAACACAGAAAACUGAUGUAAAAAAUAAAACACAGAGAACAGGAGGGAAACAGGGUCAAACACAAACGGAAAACUCUCAAGACUGGACUACAGGAGAACAGGAACAAGAGGGAACAGACACACUAGGGAAAAUACAAAAAAUGUACUCAAAUAAAACCAGGAGAAGAAAACUAAAUUAACAGAACAUAUCAUUACAAUUUUUUUUCACUUUAUGUUGUUGUUGGUUUCUCUUAAACCGAUAAAUGGAUCCUUAUCAAUGUUUCGUUACACUCCUAACUUCAUUUCAAGAACAAGGAUGAGUUUACAGUAAUUGGAUUGUGCUUAUGUUGAAGCUGCUCUAAAGCAGGCAGGCACACAACAGCAGGGCAUUUUGUUCUGUUUUAAAAAGGGACAUUGGCAUCAACCGUUUUCGAGCUGUCAUUGCGAUUUGGUGAUGUCAAAGCUCCUACCACUUUGAAUUUGCUGACAGUUGUCGUAUUGUACACUAACUUUAGGUACUGUUACUUCACUGAAAGCAGCUAAUAAGUCAUUGAAUUGUUUCACCCUGAAAAUUUCUGGAUUAAUAUUCCCAAUCAGUGGUUUUAUGCCCUUUUAGCAUAACAUUGAGUUGAAAAUAAAGACUACAUAAUUAUUGGAUGGAGUGACAGUUCCCAAAAGGGAAGCCAAAACAUUUAAAUAUAUAUUUGAAGGAAAACCAAUUUCUCUCAAAUACAGUUUCUGUGAUUAGAUUUAUGUAUCCAUUUUUUUCUUGUGCAAUUUUGCUUGAAUUAUUUAUUCGUUGCAAUAAAAAUGUAAGUCUGAAGAGAGAUGGCUGCCAUGUGGACAUGGUUAAUUAAUAAUGACGCUUCUGUGCUGCUUAAUUUAACUUUUAGAGUGGGUAGUGUUGUGGUUUGAGAGAUGAUUCAUCCAAGAUCAAGACCCAAUAUAAGGAUCCAGAACCCCAAUCUUAAAACAUCCUUCGAGAUAACUAAUGCAGCACACAUAAUGAUGAAUGUGUAUUUAUUGUGAUCCCAAGCAUGAUGGGCAGUGUAUGGCCUUUAUCAUCAUACUUUAUUCCUCCUGCUAACUCAAUCAUGUGCUCUUUAUUCCUAAUGUAAUCUUUUUGCCAAAGCACAAGCAUUAUCAGCUUGUACAAAUCAGUACAGCCAGACGUCCAUUUCCAUUAGUGUUUUGGCGACACAGGCCUGAAGGCUAAACAACAUCAGGAGGGUGGAGGGGAAAAGAGGAACCCACACAGACACAGACACACACACACACACACACACACACACACACACACACACACACACACACACACACACACACACACACACACACACACACACAAGGCUACUUGCCCAUGAAAGACAAGUUGUAACUUGGGACAUUGGAGAGUUUUUACUGUAGAACAUCUUUAGAAAGGGAACUGGAUUAACUGCUGUCACUGUUUGGAUUGAACUGAAGUUUAAACUGGUGGUGAAUUUUCCUCUUCGAUUUUGCACCCCUGUAUGUGGACACAAGCUCGGUUGAGAUGUGGGGUGAAAAUCCAAUUUCCUCCCACACUUCUAAAGGGAUUAGUGGUUUGUUUAGAGUCUCACCAUUGAAAAAAUAUCACUCUCUUCAUUCCUCUGUGAUGAUAAAACACCAUAAUGCUGAACUGGCAUUGUUGGGAUAGACCCUCAGAGUUGAUGGUCUAAAAGGAAAGAUGCUUAUCUAAAGGAGUGUGAGAUGACUUCCACCCUUCUGCAAGCAGCCAAGCAGGGUUGGAGGUCGAAGGUCAUAGGAGGCCUGUAUGUGUAGGGGGUCUUUGUGGGAAGAUCAGGCAGUGCUUGUGUCUCCUGGGGAUGUGAGCAGAACAACAUGGUUUAAUCCCCCAGUACUCUUAGGGGUCACAACAACAUGAGACAAGUGAAAUUGAUUAGCGCGCUUAUUAGCCACCCUUCAAAGUCACAGCAACUUAGCUGACUCAGAUUGGCAAAGAAACUAAUACUGUAUGGGCAGACCUCGACAGACAGUGAUAUUCAUGAAACUGGCAAUAUGGUCUGAACUAAAUGAAAAAAAAACAUGACAAAUCAGAAAAAUUUAAGUACAAUGUUUUCAACUAAAAUGUCUGAUUCUCAUACGUAUCAAAAUCGUUUUAAAGCAAGAAAGUUUGCAAAAACAUUACUGUCAUGGUUUAUAUACAGCAAAAUUUAAUCCUAGAUAGUACUUUUGUCUUUUUCUCAUAAAAAAAUGUUGUUAGAUUUAAUUUGUGCCAAAUUCACUAGACAAGCCCAAAAAAAGUCAUAUUUCUCUAUAUUACAUGCCAGAAGUAAGACGAAAAUUGCUUGUGAUGCACAAAAACAGCCAAGAUAAUAAGAAAAAAACUGAAUUUUUUAAUAAACCAUUAGUUUGAAUUAGAUUACGAGUUCUGCUUCAUUACAGGCAUGGUGGAUUUGACCAGCGGGUAGGCACAAUGUGGUAAUGGCCACAUGGCAGAGAACACUGUAGGCCACCUCAAAUCCCCUGUGCCCAUUGUCGUUCAACUGAUAGUUGAGCCAGUAUUUCAAACAUUGCAUCUGCUGUAAAUUGGCUUCAAUACUCUGCCUCAGACACCAAUGGGUGAUGUCAAUACGGCUUUGCCCAUGUUUUGUGGUCUAUGUUUUGAACCCCUGAUAUACAGUGCAUCCGAAAAGUAUUCAUACCACUUCACUUUUUCCACAUUUUGUUAUGUUACAGCCUUAUUCCAAAAUGGAUUAAAUUCCCUUUUUCCCUCAAAAAUUCUACACAAUAUACCCCAUAAUGACAAAGCGAAAAACUUUUUUUAGAACAUUUUGCAAAUUUAUUAAAAAUAAGAACACUCAAAUGUUGCAUAUACCUAAGUAUUCACACCCUUUACUCAAUACUUGGUCGAAGCACCUUUGGCAGCGUUUACAGCCUCCAGUCUUCUUGUGUAUGAUGCAACAAGCUUGGCACACCUGGAUUUGGGGAGUUUUUCCCAUUCUUCCUUGCACAUCCUCUCAAGCUCAAUGAGGUUGGAUGGGCAGCAUCGGUGCACAGCUACUUUCAGGUCUUUCCAAAGAUGUUAAAUCGGGCUCAAGUCUAGGCUCUGGCUGGGCCACUCAAGGACAUUCAGAGACUUGUCCCGAAGCCCCUCCUUUGUCUUCUUGGCAUUGUGCUUAGGGUCACUGUCAUGCUGGAAGAUGAAACGUCACCCCAGUCGAAGGUCUGGAGCUCUGUCAGAGUGACCAUCGGGUUCUUGGUCACCUCCCUGACCAAGGCCCUUCGCCCCCGCUUGCUCAUUUUGGCUGGGCGGCCAGCUCUAGGAAGAGUCCUGGUGGUUCCAAAUGUCUUCCAUUUCUUAAUGAUGGAGACCACUGUGCUUUUUGGGAUCUUCAAUGCAGCAGAUUUUUUUCUGUAACCUUCCCCAGAUCUGUGCGCCAAUACAACCCUGUUUCAGAGGUCUACAGACAAUUCUUUCGACUUCAUGGCUUGGUUUGUGUUCUGACGUGUUCUGUCAGCCGUGGGAUCUUAUAUAGACAGGUGUGGCUUUCCAAAUCAUGUCCAAUCAGCUGAAUUUGCCACAGGUGGACUGCAGUCAAGUUGGAGGAACAUUUCAAGGCUGAUCAGUGGAAACAGGAUGCACCUGAGCUCAAUUUUGAGUUUUAUAGCAAAGGGUGUGAAUACUUAUGUAUAUGCAACAUUUGAGUGUUCUUAUUUUUAAUAAAUUUGCAAAAUGUUUUUUAAAAAGUUUUUCACUUUGUCAUUAUGGGGUAUUUUGUGAAGAAUUUUUGAGGGAGAAAAGGAAUUUAAUCCAUUUUGGAAUAAGGCUGUAACAUAACAAAAUGUGGAAAAAGUGAAGUGGCAUGAAUACUUUCUGGAUGCACUGUAAUUUUGUGUCACUAUCGGAAUGAAGAAAUGUGAAAGAAUAUACGAUGUUGCCAGUUGAAGCAUUUAAUCACAAUAGCAAAGGCGAAGAAAAACCUUUAUUUUCCACCACCCCAAACAAUGUGACAAACUUAAUAAAACCUAUUUAUGUAGAUUUUUCUAUUCAGACCAAAAAAAAUAAACAUUGAUCCAAAGGUGUUGAACAUAUCUGUAAAAUGUUAUCUGACAGCUAAAUUUAGCUGGACAGUAGUGCUUGACAAUUUUGAUUACCAUAAAAUUAGAUUAAGAUUAAAAAGCUGUAUGAGCUCUUAUUAGGUAAGAAAUUGGUAUGUGAUGCAUCUAGUAAUAGGAAUGGUUACAUGCUGAUGCCUGUCAAUUCCAGAUAAUAUGCGAUGGGAGUGGCCAUCCAUGCUAACGCGCUGUGACACAGCCUUUUCAUGUCAUGGUUGAAGUUGAAUGAGCAAUGCUUUAUUUUGUCAGAGCAGUCACUGCCUGUUCCUAUCAGGCUGUGCUCUCAGGCCUCAAGGCUGGUGGGAAACUGAAGCUUUCACUCAUCGACCCUGUUCCUCCUUGACUUUGUUGCCUGGAUUGACUGCACUCAGUGUGCUGACCUAUCACCCAUAGCCUGCGUUUCUGUUCCUGUGGCAGCACGGGGCAACAAGUUGAGGUUUGCAGCACCACAGCAAUUAUAUUACUCAUGCACGUGCAUGCCUUUUGAGGAAAUUGAAAGAUUAGUCAAAUAUGAGUCAAAACACACUGCAGACAAGUACUCCCACUCCAUAGUCUGAGAUCAAUAAGAUGACUUAUUGAGCAUUACAGAUGUGAAACAGCAUAUGGGAAAGUGAAGGUCGAGUAGGCGUGGUCUAGAGGAAACCAGAGGUUGAGGGGGGGAAUGGAAGUGCAUUUGGUUAUUGAAUUGAUAGGUGAGUAGGAGGAGGGAGCUGUUUCCUUCCUGAGGUUGGUUGACCUUAACGAUUGACCGGCUGCCCUUUACAAAUCAGAAGGAGUGAUCUGCUAAGUAACCCCACGCACAGAACCAAGAGCCAGGACUGUUAAAGUAAAUCAAGAGAGUCAGACAAGUUUGAAAAAAAGUAAAAUGGGGUUUCGUAUCUUAGUUUAAGUCAACAGAGUGGUGCAUGCACAACUGGAAAGCUUCUCAGUCCCUGUUCUUAUGGGUUCUGUUUCCAAGUACAUGUGCAAUUUAAAAUCAAAGCAUUUAGGUCUUUUUAUGGAAAGGUCAAAAGAAGGGGUUUUUCGCUAUAAAUAACACUGUGGCUUUCUAAAAAACAUUCGUCUGUGGGUGAUGUAAAUAGUUGCAGCUAUAAAGCUAACUUCAGUGAAUAUAUGCCAUCUUUGGCUGAUUUGAAUGGCUUCAACUAGUUUAGCUCCCCAGAAGGAGGUCUUAAGGUGUGCCCUUGAUAGCUUUAUGCUUUCAUGAAGACUGUGGCUAACCCAGAUAAAGUGUCAACACUCUCAACAGCUGUUUACUCAUGAAGCAAGUGUUAUCAAACCCUAAAACAUUCACAACAUUUUUAAACUAAUUUCUUUAUCAUAAAACCUAUACAGCUGAUUUGCCUAUAAAGCAAAUGGACACAGACUGGGCUUAGUUUUUUCUUAACAGAGCUGCUUAUGUUUGCAACAAUACAGCCCAUCUUGGACCAACUAUCGCACCGUGGUGAAGUCAUUACCAAAGAACUGCAAAGAAUCUUGGUUUUGGAAGUAAAAGCAGAGCAAAUCCUAAUGAAAGCAAACUAAUUUUCAAGACAUUCUAAAUGAUCAUGUAUUAUCAUUGACUGUAAACUUACAAUUUCAUGGAUUACUAGAUAAAAUUCUUGUACAUUUGGUAUUGAAAGGUUAAGCUAGGCACUAAAUUCCAAACAGUCUGUCGUUUUUUCUAGGGUAUGUGCACCAUCCCAGCAUAAAAUUCCAAAGCUUGACAGGAGCUCAGAGGAUCCCAGCAAGAAUCUGACAGAUAGCGAGACAAAUGGCAAAACGAUAAAAUGCCACUGACAUUUCUGAUUUCUUGAACCCAAAGCAUUUUUACAUCAAUAGCUGUGAAGAAUCCUCAACCCCAGUCAGACCAAACAAUUCACUGUCUUUGUGUUGCACAGUCAUCCAUUGUGUGGCCAUAGCUUGGACUCCACACAUCCUCUGACUUAUAUCUCUACUGACUUGGGCUCUAUGGCCACAGCUGACCUUCUCUUUUUUAACCCUUUUGCCCCCUACUCAACACAGUGUGAGCAUUGUUACAACUGAUGGUGGUUUUAAAGUCCACUGUGUCUCUUUCACUGCUGCCGUAUAAGAAUCAAUCCCUUGUGGUCGCAACUCAGACUCAUUGAGUCGUCUCUCGUCCAACUCGAGGAAUUUGGCCCUCGACAUUCCAGGGAAAAGUUUUGGAGGUGCUUUGGUAUGGGUGACCGUCCUGGUCCAAGGGUGAGGACAACACUUGUGCUUUCGCUCGUGCUGUUCAUUCUUUGCCAAAGUUGGAUUCUGGUUUGGGGAGUUGAGGUUUAUACAAUGUACUAUGUGUAUUGAAGUAUUGUGUUACUGCCAAGCCAAGCCUUUUCCUCCCAGUGACAUUUAUCUUUUCAUCUGGCAUUGUGAACAGGAAAUGAAUCAGUGCGCCAUGCUGUUAACUGAACUUUAUCAAAUGAUUUAUUAGUUUGAUAACUUCCUCUGGGCACGGUUAUCUCAGAGAUUGUUUUUUAUCUUAUCUAGUUCAGGAUCUAUGGGGAAAUAUAACACCGCCUAUUCCUGAUGGUCUCUGCAUAGUAUUUUGCUAAUCAUAACAAUGGGCUACUUGAGUUUAAACCUUUAGUUUAUGAAAAUAGUGACAAUUUUUAACAAAGCUUGGGACUACUUCUUGACUGACCCAUUGUCGAACCAUUUAUGAACUGUUAACCAGGGCUUAUUGGGGCCUAUGAUUACCCUUACAUGUGCUAUCAUAUUGGCUUUGUGUUUAUUUAUGAAGCAUUUGUUUAAGAUAAUCCAUUAUUCUCCACGGCCGUGUUUCUGCCCUCUUUAAAUGCAGAACAAAGCAGAGUAAACACAACACUCAUUGGUUGGCAGCAUCCUCUUCUGCCUUAAUUAGCACUUGCAUGAGUGCUAUCCCCAAUUGGACCUUGCCAGCAGUGUUGCAGGGCUAUGUGUAGCUUGCAGAUGCAUCUUUAAAUUAGAAUUCUGAGCAGCUGUGUAACAGAUUUCUUAUAUUACAGUUUAAAUGUGAUUUGUGUAUCUAACAUAUUACUUUGUGAUCCAUUGCCCCCAACAUUGUUUUCAUCAUUUUAAAUGUGACAACUCAAACCAAGCAUCACAAAGUCAUCCCUAGAUCAGUUAUAUAUGACCAUUAUAGCUGCUGGUUUUAACUUAAAACAAAAACUGACCUGUUAGAAGGUGGUGCCAAUAAUCUCAACAAAUGGCAGCAUACAAAAUAGUUAUUUUAAUCAGUGGUGAGAGUGGUAUACAGGAAGGGGGAGAGCUGCAGUAAAGGGAGAGAUGGAGAACGCCUGACAGAUGCUGAGAAUGUGGCCGGGUCGAUAAAAGCGAUGGAGUUUCUCCUCUACACUCUCGGGUUUCUCUGGUUGACCUCUAUGAGUGCUGAUCACAUUCUGCCGCAGAACAGACACACACACAUUCACACACAUAUGCAGGCACAAGCUAGUACCCUUUACAAAUGGACAAACAUGGCAUGGGAGCGUGUUCAGUUGGGGCUCAUGUAAGAUAGAAAAGACGCCUGUAAGAGUUGAGAAAGUGCCAAAAAAAAAAAAAAGAAAAAAGGAAAAAGUUCUUGGAUCUGAAGAAAUCACAGAUGCCAAAAGUGAAUUGAAAAACAGGGGUAACAGCAUUUUCCAGCAGCACAAUUAAUCCCUUCUCUUGUGCAUGUUGUAACAGCAUGAAAACCAUAAAAGUGCCUGUCAUUGGAGAAGCUGUUCAGGUUUUUGUUUAGCAGGUCUUGGCAGUCCCAUAAUGACAUAUAAUAAAAAGAUAUCCUCUAGUGUUGGGACGCCCCUCCUGUUUUUCGUUUUUAAAGCCAGCUUUCAAAAUAUAGGCAGGAACACCUGUAGUGAGCGUCUGUUUGCAGCAGGUUGGAAUGAGGAGUUUGACUCAGGUGUGGCUGCUACCCCACACAAACUUUGGACAGAAAUCCCACACAUUCUCUCACACACACACUCAAACUGUAAGUCUGUAUACCCUCAUGUAAGAGCACAUGCCAUACCAGGUUCCAUCUAAAUACUUACUCAUUUUACUGGCAAGAACACAAGUGCCCUGUCUUCCCAUCCAAGGUGAAUCAUUCAUUGACAAAGCCAGGAGUAACAUUCCAGUUAUUUUACUAACGACAAAGUAAUACCUACCAUUGAUACAACAAAUGGUUUGUUGACAGGAGUUGCAGUUGACUUCACCUGCAAUUUUUACAGCUACAAAUCUGCCAGUGUCAGUGAUCCUAAUGACAGGCUUUGUCACAUUUUGACAAGUUGCAUUUUUGUUCCUCCAGACAGAAACCCCUCCAAAUUUGCACUCAAACUGUUUUUACCUGGUAAGGUUACAUUAUCACCACACUGAGAUCCUCCCCCCUCAAAAUACCCUGAAAAUACUUCUAAAAAAAGUGGGAUUGUCUCAUAUUUGGAGCUUAGUAAACAAUGAGGUUAAAGCUGGUAUAUAAACAACUUGUAACCCUGGGAAACAGAAUGGUGAGGCGCACAGAUAGCUGUAUGGGUUAGCUCACUAUAGUCCCGGCAGUGAAAUAUAGAGUGAUGUCAGAAUUACCCCACGAGUUAAAGAUAUAGUAGAAGGAAAUGGUUGCUCAGCGGAUCAUUAAAACAUCCCAACAUGAUAACUCUCUGACUUAGAGCAGUGGUACGAUAACCACUGAGCUCGCCGUUUAGUGGAAACGAGCUGAGCUCAGCAGCAGGAUUUCAAUUCCCCCCCGAGGCCAGACCAUCCAAUGUGAAAGGUUGAGCCAGUGGUUCAGUAAAUGCACUUAGGGCCCUGUUUUAACUGUUAAUCACUGAGGUAGAGUAAUGAUGCAGAGAUGUAGGAAGUGCAUAGAAGGUUAGAUGGAUGAGAUGGAUGGCGAAUACCUGAAGGAUUUGAUGUUAUAACCAAACAGAUCUGACAGAAGUGAUGUUGAGUUACAUUUUAAUGCAGGUACUAAGGGGGAGAUGAAUAGGGGGUAGGGAGACCUGCCAUUGAUUGACAGGACAAGAAAUGCCUGAUAGGGGCGUGUAGCCAGGAGCAAAUGAAAAGAAAGAAGAGCAAAGGAUGAAGGGAUGGGGAGGGGGAGUUUGUGCUGGACAAGAAGAUUUCUGUCGAUGAAUGGUGUCUGGUUUCGAGUGUGUGUGUGUGUGUGUGUGUGUGUGUGUGUGUGUGUGUGUGUGUGUGUGUGUGUGUGUGUGUGUGUGUGUGUGUGUGUGUGUGUGUGUGGACCUUCCACAUUCACCAACAGGGCAAAUCACAAAUAUUUUCACUAAAAUGCAUCAAAGUCAGUGUAGAUGAAUCAAACUCAGCACAGCUCCUCUUUAACGCUGAAACAUUUUUUUUUCACACAACUAUUUGCCGGCACCUUAAGUAAGACUUUGUAGUUUAUAAUUGGUGGAAUUCCCCCCAAAAUCUACUUGACUCUGACUUUAAAACCGCCAAAAAAGUAAGACUUGAAGGAUAGCUUUGGAGGCACAAUAUGUUAAUGUUCCCAGAAGCAGCUCCCAGCAUCCGUGUAGAUAAGCUCUCAUUAAAAAUGUUUUCACCUCAUUAGAAAAAAAAAGAUUCCUCCCAUCCAAAAGGUCUCCUGAGGUAUUCAAACCCUGAAACAAACAGGAUGUUUUCCUGUUGAUGAUGUGAGUAACUUAAAGUAAAUGACAGGCAAGGAUGGCUUCCACAUCUGCGGUGAGAAUCAGUGGUUGAAGAAAGUGGACAGGACUGGAUGGUCAUGCUUGCUCUUAGCCUCGUUAAUGGUUCCCAGGAGUGAAGCGGGGAUGACCAAGUGAUGUGGGAUGUAAUGUGUGCGGUUGUGUUUCUUGUAUGUGUUUGCAGGAUGAGAGCCAUUUAUGGGUAAACUGGCUGUGGUGACUGAAAGCUUAAGAUGGAUUGUUUGUGUUUGUUUUACAUUUGCACCUCUAUUUAAAACUCAGAUACAAUUUUCCAAUCAUAUAUGAGCUGGCUAGAAGUAACCUGAACUCCAAGGCACUAAUGCUGCAUUCCAGUUUUUUUCACAUUGAAUUCAGAUGUCGGAGCUGGGAAUGACGUCACACCCAAGUUGACGACAAUCCAGUUAACAAGUCGGAAAACCAAGAUGGACGCCCACUGUUAGCUGUUAUUUACGAUUGUCCGCCGUCGUUAGCCAUUGUCAGUCGUUGCUAGCGGUUGUCAGCUGUUGUUAGCUGCUGUCAGCGGUUGUUAGUUGUUGUUAGCCAUACCAGUUGUAAACAACGCACAACACAGUAUUUUACUCUUACAAACACCAUAGCACCGUGUUCACAGUUAGGUGUUGGGCAGCACAACAUAUACCACUUAUUAAAUUUCACGAAAAAAAAAACAGAGGUAUUAAUAAAUAAUACAUUACGAGAGCUUUUACUGUUACUCUUUACUGUUGAUGCACUGCACUGCCAGUCGGAAAACUCUGACUUCAGGUGGGCGUUCCGAGUACAACUGGAAUGCAGCAUAAGACUUCUUAUGCUUGAAGAAGCUUUUUUGUCAAAUGCAUGUUUGCCGCUGAUUGCUGUUAGCUUAUAAAUUACCUUUAUAAAUUGAAAUACUGAAAGUAUGUCUGUUUAAUGAACGAUGUUUAAUAAUCCUCUUUAUAAUAGUUAAUACAGGGUAAAUGCCAGUUAUUUAAAUAUUGCUUUUUCACAUACAGCCCUUACAGAUUCUUUCUUUUGUCCUUUACAGUUACCUACCCAUCAGUUUUCCCCUCCAUACCCUUCAAUGCUUCCCCCAUGCCUCCUGAUGAUGACUUCCCAUUAGACGGACCCCCUGAUGGGCCUCCACCAGACGGAACCUCUACGGAAAGCACAACCGUCACCUCCACCAGUGGAGACUCCCAGGAGCGACUCUACCAGGGUCUCAACGACAAACUCAUCCCCAUCUACUGCUCCAUCCUGGCUGCAGUCGUGGUUGGCCUUGUGGCUUUCAUCAUCUUCAAGAGGUGAGGACAGAGAGGUGAACUCAUCUGUUUUGUCUGAGGAGAAAGAAAACCCAGUGCUCAUUACAAAUUCAUUUCGACUGCAUAAUCCAAUCUUGAAUGUUGAAUUUCCGCGUUUCAUAUUUAAUGAAAUCAGCUGCUGCUUUGCUUGGAGCACAGUGGUGUCCUGUGGGCCACCAUAUGGUCUCACAUACUCAAAACCCAUGCUGCUCUCUUAAUGCCAACACAGACAGCCACUGGUGUGUUAAAUUUUAAAUGUACAAUAUGUUUAUGUAACUAUGUAACUGCUCUCUUUACUCUGGGCCUCCUCUCUGCAGCAUGAAGUCACUGCACUCUUUGAAGCAUUUCUAUCUAAAUAUAUUUCUGAAAGCAGUCAUUAGUGCUCCAUUUCAUAUUAACAUGUUUUCAUUGAUCCCAUCUUGGCUAAUGGUCUUUUAAAGUCAACAUCAGAGCACUCUACAAAUGUUUUAACUGGUUAACAAAUGUAAGAUUAAGCACCUGCUCAGGUUUGACUGUAGUUUUUUUGAGCUGUAACACUGUGACAAUUUGUCUUUUUAAAAGCAGAGUUCAAGUCCCUAAAGUAAAAUUUGUUCUCAAAAAGUUCCUGCAUGAGCGAGAGUUCACAGCAGCCGACACAAGUUUGAAAUAUGAUUUUAGUGGUAAAAGAACACACUCUCCCCAAGCUGCUUUGCUUUGUCACGAUCUUUAUUAACUGUUGGUCAAAUACAUGUCAAACUCUAUUGAGUUUGCCAUCUUUUGCCAUCCCCUCAUCCCCUCCAGAACCACUGGACAAAAAUUGUAUUUUUUAUGUGACAGUGAUGGAUGCCGUAGGGCUGGAUAAAACUUUGGGAUGAACUUGAGUAUGUGGCCAUUAAAUUUGUUUUUUGGGUUGGCAGUGUCUUCCACCCUAGUUUCAGAGUGCAUACUGCUGCCACGUUAUAAAAGCUGUCCCAAGGCACUUCCACUUCCUUUGGUAGUGACUGUCAUGUCUGUUCUGCAUGUUCAAAGACACCUUUAAUGGACAAACUAAUAGAUAAUUUUAUGGUAAUCCCAUGUAUACUCUUAUCCCCUCACCCUAUACUGACUUCUGUAUUUCACUUUUUCUGCAGAGCUUUAUCAAAUUUGUGCCCACGUUUUUCUUAUAAUUUGUGUUGUACAUAGUAAAAGUUUGCAAACUCUAAAAACUGUGUUGCAUGUGCCAAAGUACAGCUGACACAGUUGGAUUUAUGCACGUGCAAACAGUAUCCGUAACUCCUCUGAAUUGCCUGAUCCUCUCUCUUUCCUCUCUUCAGGUGGAACAGCUGUAAGCAGAACAAACAAGGAGCCAACAACUGCACGGCCAACCAGAACCAGACCCAGUCACCUGAAGGAGAGAAGCUGCACAGUGACAGCGGCAUUUCUGUGGACAGCCAGAGUCUGCAGGAGCAGCAGGCGCAGACUCAGGCACACACAGGUAACGCACAAAUACCUGUAUGCACACACACACGCCACUCCCUGUAUGCUCAGAAAUACAAAAGACCUAAUUCAUCAAACUUCAAUUGGUUGUAAGCCUGAGUCGUCACAAUAGUCUGUGUUUAUCUCACGUUCUUGUAAUGACUUUCUUUUACACCACAGUUAAGUCUGAUGGAUUGUAAACCUGAAAUUUGGGUUUCUGUGAUUGUAGACACAGGUUAAAAGAAAAGAAUUCCCCCUCAGAACUAAGUUGACUUGCGGCUUUUUUCAGCUCCACCUUGAGUGUGACCUUUCAAACUUACUGUAGCAAUCGGCAAACAGAGGUUACAACACUGACAGAACGUCGGUGUUUGCCUUUUUACAGCGGCAGCAGCACGUGCUUCUGGCAGGUUCCAGUCCUGCCCUGACAAACCAGUUUAUGAGACUUGAGGACUUUAGAAACCACCAGAUAAUAGCAAAGGAUGAAAACAAAGUUUGCUAGAGGGAAAUAGCAGUGUUUACCUCUUUCUCUUGGUUGUUAUGGACAGCUUCUAAACAGUCUUUGCUUCUCCACUCCUCAGACAGUCCUUGAUCUAAAGUGAUGAUAGUUAUUUGAAACGGAAAUUAACAGACAAGAAAGGCAAGUGUAUUCUCUUAGUAGCCGAAAUCUCUUUUCAGUUUUUUAAGUGGUUAAAGUUGCCCCCUACAGGCCUGGAGAACUUUUUUCUCUCAUUUUUAAGGGUUUUGUGCCUUAAUUUAGAAGAAAGAACACUUGAUAGAGCAGAAAAUUUGGAGAGAGGGGGGAAAUGAAAAGUGGUCAAAGGCUGUAGGUUGGAAUCAAACCUUGACUGCUAACUGGCUAUCACAGUGCAAAGGAUAUUUCAACUCUCAGGAAUAAUAAUUAUAAUAAUGCAUCAGAUUUCAUAGAGCGCUUUGUCAGAGACCCUCAAAGCGCUUUACACUGGAUACAUCACACAUCACACAGUCACACUUUUGAUGGUGGUAAACUACCUUAGUAGUCACAGCUGCCCUGGGGCAGACUGACGGAAACGUGGCUGCCAUUUUGCGCCUACGGCCUCUCCGACCACCACACAACACUCACAAUCAUACACCAGUGGAGGACACACACUGGGAGCAAGGUGGGUUAAGUGUCUUGCCCAAGGACACAAUGGACAGACUUGGGAUAGGGGGGAAUCAAACCGCCAACCUUCCAGUUAUUGGACAACCGCUUUACCUCCUGAGCUACUGCCGCCCAAUAAUAAGUGAAUGAGGCAAGUAGAGCACUGUAUGCACAGUGAAUUCACAUCAUUUGCUUGCUCAGUCAGCGCGCCGUCAUUCCUGUCAUUCACCUGUACACACAGCUCCCUCUACGAUGUGUCCGUACACUGACUUUACAAGUAAUUCACUCACACAAAUGAUUUAAUUUGCUCAGUGUUAACACAACACCACAGUUCCCCCACAGGAAACCACUUUAACUCAAAAAACCUUUAGUUGCAAAAUCAAAAAACAAGCAGCAGACCUUUUGUUUACUAUGACAAAGGAACUUGAACCUGCAAAAAAAAAAAAUACAUAUAAGUUGGCUCAUUUUUUGUCCACUGCUCAUCUUGCUUCAGCCCCUCUACAAACACACACCUCUCCUGUUUUUAAUCAUACACUAGUCUGUCUACUAAAUUUAAAAAAAUUCUAGAUUAACAAAAUGGAAGAAUCAUCACAUCUAAUGGGACAACUCGUGCAGUAAGAAUAGUUUUCCCCCAUCCAGACUUUUAUGAUUGAUUAAUUACUUAUUUCAAAAUCAGAUCAAGCAAACUCUAUUCAAAAUCAAAUGCUGUUGGUUGAAAUAAUUCAAUGGUAAAAUGUCCUCUUCUCUGUCUUCUGCAGCUGUCACCAUGGAUGAGGAGCCGUGCCUGCUUCUUCCUCUCCACACUAGGGAGAAAGUGGAAAAGCUUUUAUUCAAUGGCAGUGAAGGCAACGACUGCAACCACAUGGACGACAGCGACUGGUGCAACCUGGCAGCCCUCUUGGGAUACGAGGAGGAGCAAAUUGCCACUUUUAGGCAGGAGGAGCACCCUGUCCGUGCCCUCUUGUCUGACUGGGCGAGCAAGGACUCCGCCAGCAUUGACGCACUGUGCACAGCACUCCGUAAAAUCAACCGUGAUGACAUUGCCCAGAGUCUGGUGCUCAGCCCGAGUGCUGCAAAGCCAACCGCCACAUCUGUUGUGUGAUUUAACCACAAGAACCUUCAACAGUCUCUAACAGCCUCUCUUAAUCUAAACAAUUCAUGCUAAAACUACUAAAAGCUUUCUGUCAUAAAGGCAGCAGUCACGAUGAGGGUAAAAUACCAAAAAUUCAGAUUCUUAAAAAAUGAUUGGCCUAUGUAGAAGGAAACUGUCUCUAAUCAUUCCAUAUUAAACUUACAAACCUUGUAACAUCUAUGUGAUUGUCCUCAAACUUAAAGAAGCUGCUUGAGCUGUGUGCUUAAAUAUGGUGGAUAUUUGGCUCUCUAAUCUUUCAGUUUCAUCUCCUGAAACUCUCUUUGUCUUCAUUCUCAUAUAUAGUUAGUGUUUCCUUCUCUUGUAGCGCUUUUAUGCCAGUAUUGUUACUUUACAAAUCUAUGCUACCAAAGAGGACUGAACGCCUCGAGACCAUGCCUGUCAGGCCACAUUAUUUACAUGCCACGUCAGACUUUUUUCAAUUGAACUUGUCAAAUGACUUGUGUCUGUUACUGUUACCCGAUGAGGCCUGCAUACCACAGAGUAUCUGGAUCUUUGCAAAUAUGACAACCACAGGAAGGAUGCUUGGACUGCUUUCAGAUGAGACUGUUCUCCUUCAGCACAAAUGAGAGCCAAGUGCAGCUUUUUACCCUGAUUUUGAAAACGUGUGUGACAUUGCGGACAUUGAACUGUGGCACACAUGGAAUUAAUCUCAACUUUGACGUUGCUUAAGUGAUUUCUAUAGCUUCUUUUUCCCAACAAGUGCUGUAAGAACUGCUGGCUGGACAAGUCACUCACAGGGAACAUGAGACUCAAUGUGACUUGAUGUUCUCAGGCCUAUCUGCAUAACACAGGGGCCCACAUACAGGGCCUUUAUUCUGACCUAGGAAAGGAAAAGACUCAUGGCUUCAAGAAACAACUCUGUAAACAUUCUGUAUAUACAUUCUCACAUAGAGAUAUAGUAUAACCAUCCAUGCAUGUACUGUACAAAUACAUCCGUCAUCAUGUAUGCAUUACAUUCUCAUUCAUGGUAGAAGUCUCAUAAAACUUCAGAUCCUGCCAUAUACUAUAUAGAAAACUCUCACAAUGGGACCAUAUACUGUGUAGUCUUAUUAUUAAGUAGCCAUAUAAGGUACUUCUGUGUCUUUAAAUAUCCAUAUGUUUGCAAUAUGUGCUACUGGUCGAGUAAACUGUAAACAGCAGAAACAAGCAACACACUGUCAACUAGUGCUCAAAUUUCAACACGCACAUACAGAGUGAUCAGCAUGCAAAAGGAAAAAAAAAUCCGGUCUUUCUAUCUUUUUUUCUUAAUUCCUCAGGGCAAUCUAAAAUGAUUGUGUUACCAUGUCAACCAUUUAAACAUUUCCCCCCAAAAGUAGACUGUUUUUUUUUUUUUGCCAAAGCAGCAAUUCUUGCGACUGACAAUCCUUUAAACAUGAGAAUAAGAAAAAGAGCAGUGCCAGAGAGGAAAAGAAAAAAAAAAAGUGUCUCAUAUCCUUAUUGUUUGCAACAAUAACCUCUAGAUAAAAGGGAAGUCUGUGGAGACAUAAGUCAAAGGAUGUAGGGUGACUCAAGGCAGAGGGAGAACAGGAAAGUUUAGGUUUAACCCUGGAAUCAUUUGCAUUAUGCAGCAUAUUUAAGUAAACGCAUGUAUUCAUGGAAGUUAUCACUUUUCACAACACUGUUCACUGCCACCAUUUCUUGAUAUUUGUUAAAGCAUUCCAGCUGCUAGCAAAGGACCUAAAGCACCUUUUUGUUCUUGUUUAGUCCUUUAUUUUGGAGGAAACAUUUGAAGGAACAAGUAGUUUUUUAAUCUCUCACACAACACCAUAUAUACCUUUAAUUCCUGGAUACUGACUGUGUUGCCAUUGUUGCCAACCUCUUGCACACUGAGCUUCAUGCUGUAGUGUUACUUUAAAUGAAGGUAUUCUUGCUUUUUUAAGGGUCUUAGUAUUUAAAUGUCCAAAUAACAGCUGUAAAUGAUAUUAUGCCUCUCUAAUUGUUCUAGAUUGUAGCACUUAUAUGCGUAAUUAUGUAUGUCUGUUUUGCAUCACAAGUGCCUGGGAACUAUUUCAGGUGUCCACUGAUGUACAUUUUUUGAGCUUUUUUAAACUUUUGUUGUUAACUUGUAAAAAGAAAAGGGGAAAAACAAAGGUAUUUUCUGGUUUUAUUUGAGUCAAAACCCAGAGGGCGCUACUGUACUCAUCUAUGUUUAUGGGAAACUGUCACCGUAUCAAUGCUGUCCCUGUUAAAGAGGAUAAAGAAGGGCAAAAAGGAAGGGAGGUGCCUUUGUUAAGUAAAGGGUGCAAGUAUAAGGCAAACCACUAAUGGGUGUGUUAUUAAGACUUUACAUAAAUAUUUUUCUGAUAGUAUUAAUCACAAAUUGAGAGCUCCAAUUGUCCACUGAAUACACUACCUGCCAUCAAAAUCAGUGAGAAACACAGAAUAGAUACAGAAGACUAUGGUCAGCAGUCAGCAAGCUUAGUUUAGUUUAGAGCAAAAGUGCAAGAAACAGGAAGACAGAGGCAGCCACAACCUUCAUAGUAACAGUCCACUAGCACCAGUUAUCUCAAAUAAUCACUAACAAUUUUUGUUUUUAUGUUUGCUUGAAACAAGAGUGAAACAGCCAAGUUACGUUGUUAGUGACAAGUAUACCAAAGUUGUUUCAUGUAUUCUGUUUCCUUUUGGACAGACUAAUGCUAGCUGUCUGUCCAAUUUCUAGUGUUUCCACCAGGUUAAGAUGACCUAAACCAAGCUAAGCUAAGCUAAGUUUACUGAAUUUUUUAUUUUUCAGUUGUGAGGAUGAUAUGUAUAUAUCCUUAGGCAAUCUCAGAAACACCAGGCUGUUAUCUGCUGUAAUUGAGUGACAUUGUCUAAAAGUAUACUGGUAUGUUAACAUUUAUGCAGAUAUCUCUUAAUGCAGAUAAAUCAAAUUUAAUGUCAAAUUAUAGCCAGGGGGGUUUGGAAAAAACAGUAAGGCUGAUGAUUUCUGCCCCUUUGCUCCCAACAAAAACUGUUGUCCUGCAUCCAGAUAAAACUGGCUGAAAAAGCUGUUUUACUUUAACUUUCCCUUCAAACCAAAUGUGAGAACUAAUUUGUAAGUCAUUUGAGACAGCUCAUGAAUAUUUCCUUUGGUUUAGGUACAAUAGUCUGCCAUAUAAAUGUAUGAUACUGUAAAGUAAAAAAGCAAAAGCAAAACUUUGAUAUCAGAUUCUUGAAUUAAAGGAAAAUGCCGCAUGUUGACUGAUAAGUUCAGAGAGACUUGAGUUCCUGAUUGUCAACUAAAUUAACAAUCACUUUCAGAGUUUGCCCCCUAAUUAGAAGUUAAGACUGAAGGUGGAGUUUUUUUCCUUGGACAGUAUUCCUGAAGUUUGAUUAAUAUGAGAGAUUUAAUGGAGAGGCGGGGAACAAAAAUUGUAUUGCUUGUACAGUAAACCCAUCUGAAGGUGAAAAUGUCAUGAUGUUGCACUUGUGUAAGAAAGUAAUCUUGCAGAUAGGGGAGUUUGAGGGUGGGUGGGGAGUGAUGAUCUUUGGAGACUGAGAUUGUUUUUGUGAAAGCCCUGGUUAUGUAACUCACAGUGACUGACAGUGUACCAGGGCUGAAUUGUACAGAUCUGAGGAUUCCUGAAAGUUACUUGUCUACUACAUAUACUGUUCUAUACUUAAUGUGAAUUUGUAAAAUUCCAACAUCAGACAAGCAGUUAAAUAAAUAAUGAAAGCUCAAACCCACUCAACUUAUGUAUUGAUCCUAUAAUGCACACACAAACAAUCAAAUGCAUACUCUUGCAUCAGCUUAAACAUUAACAUGUCCUUCAUUAACCCACAGCUGGUGCAUCACAGAACUUACAGUAAAUCAUAAAUGCAUCAUUUUAAAAUAUGAUGGGAAAAGACAGAGAAACAGUCAGCGAUAACAUAAAAACUAUUUAUAAAACUACUGAACUUGGCUUAUUCUUCCAAAAUGAAAACUUUACUUUCCAAAACUUCGUGUCUCAUCUAAUCACUUUUUAUCUUGUUUCACACAAUAUUGAUAUUGGUGCUCAACACUGCCUUAUAAUGUCAGCUUAAAUAGUAUCUCUUUUUGCAUCGCUUGAGUUGCAAGCUCAACAUCUGCUACCAUAUUUGACCUGUUAGGUCUUGUUCACUGCAGAAACAAUGCUAAAGAAACAGGAAAUUGAAACUGUUGUGGCUAGCUCCUGUUAGACCAGCUGAAGCUGUCUGCCUUUUAGUGGGUUGCAUCUUGACAAACAUCUUAAAAUAUGACACAAUGAUAGAUCCGAUUUUAACAGCGAGCUUUAAUGGAGCAAAAGAAAAAUGCUCAAAAUUAAUAGAUAACACUACAUUUUAUAAUCUGCUUAAGCCAUGUUAAACUUGAGUUUAGUAACUGGAUUAUUUAUUGCAUGAUUAUUUAUUUAAAGCUGUGCUUGGGGGUGCUAAAUAAAUAUUUAUGCUCUAACCCGAUCACAGUAUGGUCUGGUUUUGACACAGCUCUGGAUUUACCCUCAGGGUGGAGAAGGCCUGUGUAUUUUCCUGGAGAGCGACUUAAGUCCUUCUGACAUGUAAUCUAAGCCAACGGAGGAAGUUUGGUCACUAAGAGCUUCAGUCCCAGUGCAUGAAGGCACUGAAGGGGCAGGGGGACAGAAAAGGAGGUGAGGCAGGAGGGGGACUAGAUCCUCUUUGGCUUCAUCAAACUGACUGCAUGAAUUACAGCAUGGCGUGUGGUCUGUGCAGCAACAGCAACACAAUACUAUAAUAAUAGAUACCAACAGCCUGUCAACGCAAUCAGACCGACUGCUGAGUGAUAUGGCAAGGAAAUGAUGCAUGAAAUGAGUUGGAGGAGCACAGGGGUUCCCAGUGGUUUCAUAUUUUUAUGUCAAGCUGUAUUUUACAAGUGUGGAAACUUUUAAAUAGAUUAGCACAUUGAUUUACAAGUAUUUACUUUUCACCUCAUGUCUUAAUGCCCUCUCUAUGUUUCAGACCAAUCACCAAGCUGUAACCCGUCCAUCUAAGCUCAGCCUGACCUGUUUAGAUCUGCACUGGCAUCAACAGCUUCUGACCCAGUCACAGUGCCCAGGAUCAGUUUCUAAGUGAACCAUGUUUCAAAUGGAAAACACAUUUCCUUGCUAACUGCGGCUAACCUCCAGUGAGUCGUUAGUGAGGAAUGUUUGAUGUGUGGAGGGAGCCAUAUGUGCAGGAGUGACAUAUGGUGGUGAAAGAGGAUAAGCACUGGUGAGUUUGGUUGACCAUCCGAAGAGAAGACAGAAAAGUUGUCCUCUCUAAUUGAUCAAAAAAAGAGUUGAUUAAAACACUAUUUCUUGAUUUUUGGGUGAUUUUUCAACACAUAAUGACACAGAUGUUUGAAAAUGCUGUGUUCACUGACAGUAAGCUGUGUUCACAGGCCCACAAGAAAAAAAAGCCCCAAUGUUUUGGACUGAAACUACUCUCAUCGAAAAAUAAGCAGGUGAUGAUUUUCCCGUUAUUUAGUUCCCUGUUUCAUGGUUAACUUGGCUUCUUUACAACAUGUUAUGGUCAGUUUAAUGACUCAGUCUCAGGUGGUCUCAUAAUAACAGGUUUAUUUUCUCUAAAAAUCACUUUUAGGGAUAAGUUAGGCAUAGCAAAACAGAAUAAUGUUUGGGUUGUGAAACUUUAUGAUUAAAAGAUCUUUCCACAGAUUUUUCAUAGAAUAACUACAUGGCUCAUUAAGUUAUCUGGAAGGAACUGAAAUUAAAUCAUCAGAGCUGGCCCUAAGCAAAAUAUGAUGUUGGGGCCCUCUAUUUCUGCCAACAAUAUUGAUUGUUGAUCAUUCACACACCUUCACAAAUCUCUUUGAUUAACAUUCCAUGACAUGCGAACAUAACUUUAUCUUGGCGAUUUUUCUCUUCUUCCUCUUUCUUUUCUCUGUUCCUGAAGGAUAUGUCCUUUUUUGCAACAUUGUUUUGCCCUACAACUACCUGCACUUUGGAUGCUCAGUGAACAUUGCAGAGGAGAAAGCACGUAAUGGUAGCGGAGCUUUAACAUAUUGGCAGUAAGAAUCAUAGGCCUACAUCAGCAGCAGCACGAAAAAAGUUUUUAUCUUAUCUUAUUUUUACAAUAAUAUAUAUUUGGUCAUACAGAAAGCAUCACUCAUAAAUGCAAAAAAUAAAAAAUAUUUGAAAAUUAUGGUUUUUUAAUUCCUCUUGGGGGCCCCCUACUGGUCGCGGGGCCCUAAGCAGGCGCUUAGAUCGCUUAUGCCUUGGGCCAGCUCUGUGUCUUAUCAUGCAAAGCCGGGGUUUUCUCAGUGGUUUAACAGAAAGCCAUGAAAUACUCAGAUAUGUAUAUUUUUUUUACAGUUUGUAAAAACUGUUCAUUUUUUGUAAACUCCUUAAAUGUAAUACUCUGUUUCAGCAAAUUAUUUUGAUUGUUAAACAAAAGAGAAUGAUCAGCAUCCUUCCAAGCUUUAAAGGCUUGUUUCCAAUAGCAGCUCUAAUAGCACUUUUAAAAGUAUCUUCUGUCCAAAACCACUGCAGUUCAGUUCAAAAGUUUCUGUGCGACACGUUUUUUGUUUUUUCAGGCCAUCACCAGGGACUCUCCCUCAUUAGUAAAUGUCAUUUUUCGUUCCUACAAGGUAAAAUCAAGAAAAAACUGAACUUCUAAUACUAACUGUGUCAACAUUGACAAGAUCUCCCCCACCCCUUCCUUUUCUUUAAACCCCCUUCAAAGCAGAUGUUUAACAUACAGGGCAUUCCCAAACAGUCUUAAUAAUCAUGUUAAGCAGAAGUGCCAGGAGUCAUCUUUUGCAACUUGGCAUUAGUAAGCACUGGUGAGAAGAACUGUGCAAUAGAGGUUAUGGUUGCUUAUAGUACAAAAAUGUUGGUAGUGGACGCAGGCCCUAAAUGAAUCAUAUAAUGCCUAAUUUUGCAGAUACAGUUUUUCUUAUUCAAAUAUUUCCAAGCCAAGCAUGCUUAAAGUUGAAGAAAACAUAAAUCAUAAAAAGAAUACAUUUCUGUUUUAAUUGUUUUAAAAAUGUGUUGAAUUGUUCUGAAGAUGAAACUGAUCCAAGCAUGAAAACACUGUAAAUAUUUGACCCCAACGUUCUCGCCCUUAGGCUUCCUUUGCCUCAUUCCAUACAAGUCGGUACAGUGCUCUCCAAAAAAGGCAAUCACUGUGAAGAGGUGAAAGGUUGGGAGCAUCUUCAUCUUUACAACAGAGUGAGGCGCAUCCCUCUGAGGCCCUUUGUAGACACUCAUGAUGAUGUAUGACUGACUAUAGCGAGUCAGUGGAUCAUUCCAGAUGAAGGCACACGUGUUCUCUUUAGUUACGCAGGACAUGGACAGGAGAUCAAACACGACGUACAACCUUUGAAAGUAGCAAAAUGGUGUUGCAAAGUCGGACACUGAGGUGACUAAUCUCCUGGGGAGCCAAAGGUCAGUUUCUGACAAGGUAAUGGCGGCAAAGUUGGUGUCUAGUCUUAUCUUGACACAAACAAGCAUGAAUUUGGGGCUCAGGUUCAAUUUGUACGGUGAUUUGUAAUGAAUGCUUGAACUCCAGUGGGCUGAAGAUGACUCCUCCUAAAUACAACAUAAAAUUCUAAAUAGCCAAUUUCUGAAUACAAUAAGCACCAGCCUUGUACAGCCCUUACCCCAACGUCAAGCUCUCCAUAGUGUGCACUAGCCCUGAUGUGCACGCUCUCUAAUACAGACACUCACAGAAACAGCAAUGCAUACUCAAAAGAAAACUCUCUGCUUUCCUUUGGCGUCAAGAUCCUGUCCGACGCAUUCAGCAUGUCCUCAGAUGUAAAAAAUAGUGAAGUUAUGUUGCCACGUGUGAGCGGAUCUAACAAGUAAUGCUUUGACAUAACCCAUACAGUGUACUGAGAGUGUUUUGCAAGUAGAGGGGCAUGCUGUGCUUCUGCUAUGUGCUGUUUAGUAAGAGUCCUCUAUGUUUAACAUAUAUGCCAAGGUUUAUAGAUGAACCCACAAGGCUCACUGUUCAUUUCAGUCUCAAAAACUCCUCACAGGAGCUUCAAAGCCGUAUCUUUCUCCAAUGAUCCAAAGUGAGAUGACACAAGUUAAAUCAUAAUAAUAUUGAUGUUGAAUAAAUUUCAUCUAAAUCUUCUCUAGUUUAGAUAACAGUCACAUUAACCAGAUAUUGAUCAUUUGAAGUUUAGUUGGACUGUGAUUUUAGUGUUGGAGGUAUCAAAGGUUGAGCCAGACACAAAUGUUUAUCUGUACUGAAAAUCUAUCCUGCAUUAUAUCCCGUAUGACACACUGAGAUCCCACUCUGCGCUCUUCUUUGUUUACACUUGGCUACUCAGAGGAGACCACGUAACCCUCUGCUUUUACAAGCUGUCCAUCUAUAAAAAUGAAGUGAUGUGGUUUCCCACUCUGUUCUAUUAUUCUGCUCCUCUUCCUCCUCUUCUCCCACCUGUCUCUGUUUGCUGGAACAGAGAGAGAGGCUCUGCCAGCAACGCACACAAUUAAGUGGAGAGUGAUGAAAUUAUAUCUCCGGCCCGGACAAAUGGAGGGAUGAAGGGGGAUAGAAAGGCAAAGUGGGAAGGCGGGAGAGUCCAUUCUUUUUCCCUCUGGGGCUGGGGCAAAUUCUAUUAGGGCCUGUAAUACAGCCAUUUUUCACCUCCUCUACAUCAGACUGUUAUACAAUUCUUCCUUGUAUCCUUCUCUCCUUCUUUUUUUCCUCCUAGAAAGAGUUGCACCCAAAGUAUUUUCCAUUUUCUGCACCUUAUCUGUCUCUUGCUAUUUUUAUUCCACCUCCACAUUAAAUAUAUACAAAUAUUGCACACCUUACUGUGACCAUAAAAAAUGUGUAAAAAGACGAAAAAACAGCAGUUACUUUCACAUCUUGUUAGGGAUUAAUGGGUUAUAAAAUGUCUGCGGCCCUAAAGGAGGUGAUUAAAACUUAAUGACAGGAAUGUGCUUUGGAAAGUCAAAGCCACAAUCAUUACAAUUUCAGCAGGGAUGUAGCUUUAAUGUGUUUAGUGGGAAGUGACAAAGUAAGGCACAUUGACAGCAUCUUUUCGUAGCUCUUAAUUGGAGAGACAUUCCAGUUUGUGGCCUUGUGGUAACAGGAAAGGAUUUAUUUGUUUGUCAUGAGUUGACUCCAGGGGAAAUGCCAUUAAGACAUUGAAUGUGUUUUAUUUGCAUUUGAUUUGAAAGCACACAUGUUCCCUGUUUCUAUUUGUGUCCUCUGUCUGUUUGCCAGGUGCCUGUCACAGACAUCAACAUUGCCAUUAGACAGUAUCUUUUCACUGUCCCUAUGGUGUCUCAGUUACUUAUCGUUUUCAGAUCUUAAUUCAUAGAAAACUACACCCAGUUUCAUCUUUUCAUCAGUGCAGCAAGAGAUUUCAACUUAAGGAAGAAUACAUGGUGUGAAAUGUCAUCUAACACCCUCAUGAAUACAUACGAUCUCUCUUUGAGGCUUUUGUCGGACCAUGCUGAUAAGUGAGUCCCUGAACUGACAGAGCCUUGAUGUCAUAACAGUAAAAAGAUCUACAACAUGGCAACAAUUGUACAAAGACAGCCAAGAUAUGCUCAAAGCCUGAUCUUA
Xyrichtys novacula (pearly razorfish) is the source of this 35888-nucleotide messenger RNA. The record is from the annotation of a GenBank genome assembly. Lineage: Eukaryota; Metazoa; Chordata; Actinopteri; Labriformes; Labridae.